CCGGAAGUCCAGCACAUCGGCUAUUCUGCUGUCGAGUAGUCUGGGGAUAGAAGUUGUGCGCGUGCUGGUGUGUGUGUGUGUGCGCGCGAGAAGUGGUGUGUGUAGUGAUGAUUAUAAACUAAUGAUUUUAUUUUAAUGACACGCCACACUAGGUACGUUUCCAUGCGACCAAAGAAUCUCAAUUGAAAAGCGUUCAUGUAAACACUUGGAUUGAUACUAUUGAACUGGAUUCGAAUUAUAUUUUGAUCCGAUUGAAAAGAGUGGUGUAGAUCUGAAAUAAUCCGGUAGAUUGGGAAACAAAUUAGCCAUGCCUGUUGAUCAGAUUCAGCAAUACCUGGCAGACAUGCGCAGUGCAGUGGUGUGUGUGUGUGUGUGUGUGUGUGUGUGUGUGUUCACCUCUUGAGUUUACACAGAAAGUUUGUUUGGAAUGUAUGAAUGCACACACACAUAAUAUUUGAUUCGGAUUGCAAUAAUUAGGUUACACUACGAACAGUACUUUCUUACUCUGCAGCCAGAUUGAAUUCAUUCAGAUUGAUGAAAAUGGAUGUCCUAGUGAUGCUCUAAAUGCUGCGCCUCUCAGAAGGAGUAACAGGUUUUGUUGACGGACGAUAAACUGAUAAAGAAGUGUGUCAAGAUGAUGACUGAUAUCAUAGUGUUGUGUUUCACUUUGGCCAUCUCUCUGUCCUUCUGGAUCAUAUCCAUAGCCAUCAGCACAUACUCCGGGACGUUGCAGCCUGUAUCUCCAUGGCGAUGGCUGUUCUCGGUUCUGGUCCCGCUUGUUAUCACAUCUCGCGCUUUUAAGAAAAAGAGUCUGGAUUUUGGAGGUUGUUUAGGAGCAUUGCUGGUUGGUUUUAUUCUCACCUUGGCCAACAUGAGCUUCCUGGCAGCUUUGUUUGCGUUCUUCAUCACCUCCAGCAAACUGACGCGAUGGAAAGGAGCGCUCAAGAAACGCAUCGACUCGGAAUAUAAAGAAGGUGGCCAGAGGAACUGGAUACAGGUUUUCUGUAACGGAGGCGUGCCGACAGAACUCGCCUUGCUCUACAUGAUAGAAGUCGGCCCAGGCGAGAUGGCUAUAGAUUUUUCGAUGCAGUACUCCGCAUCCUGGAUGUGCCUGUCACUCCUGGGAGCUUUGGCCUGCAGUACAGGGGACACAUGGGCUUCAGAAGUGGGUCCUGUUCUCAGUAAGAGCCGACCCAGGCUUAUUACUACGUGGAAGGAAGUCCCAGCAGGUACCAAUGGAGGCGUGACCGUCGUGGGUCUGGUAGCGAGUUUGCUCGGCGGAGCCACUGUGGGCGUGGCAUACUUCAUUACUCAGCUGCUGCUGGUUAGCGAUCUGCACUCAGCUGCACCGCAGUGGCCUCUGGUUGUGUUCGGCGCUGCGGCCGGUUUACUCGGCUCGGUGCUCGACUCUUUACUGGGUGCAGUCAUGCAGUAUUCAGGCUAUGAUGAAAGCACUGGGAAGGUUGUCAACUCUGCGUCACCGAAAGUGAAAUGGAUAUCUGGGAAACCCAUUUUGGAUAACAACGGAGUAAACCUCUUCUCCUCUGUGCUCAUAGCUCUGAUCCUGCCCGGAGUUGCGUGGGGUUUCUGGCCCAUGCGCUGAUCCACAACAGCUGCUGUCGGAUUUACAACAAACCUGUGUUAGAUUAAAAUCCAUGUUUUGGUGUGAUUUAUUGUGAACAUUCAGUGUUGUUGAGUACCGUUUUAGUGAUUCUUAUUAAAGAUUUUUUAAAAAGACA
This is a messenger RNA of Hemibagrus wyckioides, 1739 nucleotides long. It is a transcript of the gene tmem19, whose product is annotated as transmembrane protein 19. Gene Ontology annotation, cellular component: membrane. The coding region runs from base 635 to 1603 and encodes 322 amino acids. The record is from RefSeq and is a predicted model, not a curated record. The transcript is spliced from 7 exons. NCBI's taxonomy places the organism in Eukaryota, Metazoa, Chordata, Actinopteri, Siluriformes, Bagridae.